Molecule: messenger RNA, 1269 nt
Organism: Magnusiomyces paraingens
Lineage: Eukaryota; Fungi; Ascomycota; Dipodascomycetes; Dipodascales; Dipodascaceae
Exons: 1
Coding region: 1-1269 (422 amino acids)
Biological process (GO): sulfite transmembrane transport; transmembrane transport
Cellular component (GO): plasma membrane
Molecular function (GO): sulfite transmembrane transporter activity
Source: RefSeq, a predicted model, not a curated record
AUGAACAAUAACAAUAUCAACAAUAUCGAUCUUGAGGCUGGACUAGAUAGCCCAGCCACUAUUUCCAGAACUACUCCAGUCAAAAAUGGCGACGACAGCAAUAGUAUCUCAUCAGCCACACUGGUACAUCCUAGCAACUCGUACCUGGCAUUCCGUAUUCGUCACUUUUCUCCAGCAUGGUUCUCUGCCGUUAUGGGUUUAGGUGUUUCUUCUGCCAUUUUGUACUCAUUCCCCUUCCCCCAUGAGGGUCUUCGUAUCGCUGGUAUGGCUGUUUGGGGUAUCAACGUUUUGUUUUUCACUCUUUGCUUAACAAUGUUUGUUCUCCGAUUCAUUUUAUAUCCUGAGCAACUUAAGCGCAUGCUUCUGCAUCCUGGUCAGUCCAUGUUUUUGGGCUGUCUGCCUAUGGGCUUUGCCACUAUAAUUAACGUUCUCCAUCUCAUGUCACAGGACUACGAUAUGCCUGGGACCUGGGUCGCUUGCUAUGUCAUGUGGUGGAUCGACACUUUCCUUUCUAUUGCAUCCUGCUGGGGUGUUUGCUACCUCAUGUUUGUGUACCAAAAACGUCCUAACUUGGAAGCCAUUAAUCCUACCAUCUUCUUGCCCAUUGUUCCUCUUGUGGUUGCAUCUGCCACUGGUGCACUUAUCGCAACAUCACUGCCACAGUCUCUAAAGGCAAGCACUCUUAUUGUGUCUUUUAUGAUGUGGGCAAAUGGUCAGUUGCUUGCUAUUGCCUGUAUGGCUAUUUACCUUGCCCGGUUGUUUCUCAAGUCCACUCAGCCCGGUGCCAUUAUUCUUUCCACUCUUCUUCCUGUUGGGCCUAUGGGACAAGGUGCCUUUGGUAUCUUGCUUCUUGGAGACUUGUACAAGCAGGUCUUUGCUCCAUAUUCUACCAAACACUACACUGGUAUCAUUGAAGUCACACCGCAAUCCGUGGAUGCAAUUUCUUUUGUUACUAUGGCUGUUGCUCUGUUUUUAAUUGGCGUUGGCCUGUUUUGGCUCACCUUGGCAGCCUUCUUUACACUGACUACCCCUCCUCCUGGAUAUAACAUGUCAUGGUGGGCCACGACUUUCCCUAUUGGCACAAUGGCCAUGGCAUGGUAUCAUCUGGAAGCCGAGUUUAAUAACUCUGGGCUCAAGUAUAUUGGUGCAUUGUUUGGUUGUGUUGUUUUGAUGAAUGUUUGCAUUUGUUUUGUUGGAGCCAUUAAGCAUGCCAUCAUUAAGAACACUGUUUUUGUUCAAGCAAAGAAUGAGACUUCACCAGAAGAGUGA